Acaromyces ingoldii is the source of this 974-nucleotide messenger RNA. RefSeq names its product PTPLA-domain-containing protein. Gene Ontology annotation, biological process: fatty acid elongation; sphingolipid biosynthetic process; very long-chain fatty acid biosynthetic process. Lineage: Eukaryota; Fungi; Basidiomycota; Exobasidiomycetes; Exobasidiales; Cryptobasidiaceae. The transcript is spliced from 2 exons. Bases 9 to 890 code for a protein of 293 amino acids. The record is from RefSeq and is a predicted model, not a curated record. Gene Ontology annotation, molecular function: 3-hydroxyacyl-CoA dehydratase activity. Gene Ontology annotation, cellular component: endoplasmic reticulum membrane.
CAACAACGAUGGCGCAAAGCAUCUUUGUACGCGGCUACCUCAUCGCCUACAACCUCGCCUCCUUCUUUGGCUGGGCCCUGAUCCUGAGCACGACGAUCAAGCACCUCGUGCUCGGUCCGCAGACAUUCAGUGCGCCCCAGCGGCUCGCCGGCGACAUUCUCGCCAGCCUGCGCCCCUUCCGAGCCUGGUUCCAGGAAAAGUACGCGAACCCGUACCUGCCUGCGUUUGCCCUCGAGCUCCUCGAGCGUGCAUCGCUGCUCCACCGGCAUGUCGGCGCCCUCGUCGCCCUCGUCCAGUCCUUUGCCGUCCUCGAGGUCCUCCACGCCGCCCUCGGCUGGGUCCGCAGCCCGGUCCCGACGACGGUUAUCCAGGUCGCUUCGCGCCUCUGGCUCGUCUGGGGCAUCUCGGAGCGAUACAGCGAGUCGGCCGGCAGUGCCUUUUACGCAUCCAUGGUCUUUGCGUGGAGCCUGACCGAGUGCGUGCGCUACUCCUUCUACGCAAAUAGCCUCAUGGGUUCCGAAAACGACGGUCUGCUCUGGGCCCGGUACACGCUCUUCUACGUCCUCUACCCGCUCGGCGCCGGCUCCGAGGCCAUGCUGAUGUUCCAGACCCUGCCCAAGGUGCUUCCCUGGAACGACCCCUCGGCCUGGUCCGCAGGAAACUACGCCAUCCUCUUUCUCUUUGUCAUCUGGUGGCCCGGCCUGUAUGUCAUGUACUCGCACAUGAUCCGCCAGCGCUCGCGCGCCCUCGGACGGGGCUUCUGGGGCAGCAAGCGCACCGAGGAGCGCAAAAAGGCCGCUGUGAUCAAGGAAGCCAGGCGGCGAGGCGCAAAGGACAUCGCAGACGCUUCUUGGGCCACGGGCGAGUCGAGCAGCAAGAAGGACAAGUGAUGGAAAAUUAGUGGAAUCUGUCUUCUUCGAGAUUGUAGGGGAGCGAAAAUUUAAUUGUCUUCAAUGUUUGUAAUGGGGGUAUUG